This is a messenger RNA of Microthlaspi erraticum, 261 nucleotides long. The record is from the annotation of a GenBank genome assembly. NCBI's taxonomy places the organism in Eukaryota, Viridiplantae, Streptophyta, Magnoliopsida, Brassicales, Brassicaceae.
AUGGCGGAUGGAACAGUUUUCAAAUUGGGAACUGAGAGCACGUCCAACACUUUCAGCUUCUCUCUCCUCCCUUGCUCUUCUCCGUUGCUCUGCCCCCGAGAAGCUAUGGCUGGAAAUGCAGCUGCAGAAACCGCGGCAAAGACAGUGACGACGGCGUUUCAGCAUCCGUGGAGGGCGAAGCUUGACAAAUACAGAACGGAGGAGUGUAUGGUUACUGGGAGAUGGGGUUGUGGAAACUCAUUCAUUCUCAGUGGUGGAUGA